Molecule: messenger RNA, 459 nt
Organism: Morchella importuna
Lineage: Eukaryota; Fungi; Ascomycota; Pezizomycetes; Pezizales; Morchellaceae
Exons: 3
Coding region: 1-459 (152 amino acids)
Biological process (GO): endoplasmic reticulum to Golgi vesicle-mediated transport
Cellular component (GO): cytoplasm; TRAPP complex; nucleus
Source: RefSeq, a predicted model, not a curated record
AUGUCUUCCACACGGAUUGCCUGUAUUGCCAUCAUCGGAAAGAACAACUCACCGCUCCAUCUUUCACCUUUCCCCGCGACUUCAAAUACCCUCAAAUAUCAUUUUCUUACCCAUGCAACCCUCGAUGUAUUCCAAGCUCGAUUACCACUCAAGAGCAAUGGUGAUAGCGACUUCGGACUACUUUAUAGUGUCGACGAAGGUCUUGCAGCAUAUGGAUGGUUGACAAAUACGGGGGUUAAGAUUAUUGUUGUGGUAGAUGUGGGAGGCGGGGGGGCUGGAACACCAGCAAUGAAGGAUGGGGAGCUUAAACCGGUAUUCCGGGCAUUGCAGACAGCGUACAUCCAGCUCGUUUGUAAUCCGUUCUACGAGAACGAUGAGGCGAAACCGAUAACCAGUAAACGGUUUAUUGAAGAGGUUAAAAGAAUUGGCGAAAACUGGACCCCGGGUUUUGCACUAUAA